Molecule: messenger RNA, 186 nt
Organism: Laccaria bicolor S238N-H82
Lineage: Eukaryota; Fungi; Basidiomycota; Agaricomycetes; Agaricales; Hydnangiaceae
Exons: 2
Coding region: 1-186 (61 amino acids)
Source: RefSeq, a predicted model, not a curated record
AUGCCACAUGAUCUAUCUCGGAAAAUCUGCUCUGUUGCAUCAGCGUUUGAAAGUCCGGUUCGGUCCGGUUUUUUGAUGCCCAGGGGCGUUAACCGUAACCGUAACCGGUCUGCCUUUUCCCCAGAAGUCAAAAGACCAGACCGGACCGCAAAAAGACCGCAGACCACGGUUUUUUGCGGUCUAUAG